GAAAACCAAGUAAUGGCACUAAAGAAGAAAGGAAUUACUGCGGAAUUUCUCUCCUCAACGAAAACGGCAGAAGCAAAAAAUAAGAUUCAUGAGGACCUUGAUUCUGGAAAACCUUCUACAAGGCUGCUAUAUGUGACUCCAGAGUUGAUAGCAACACCUGGGUUUAUGUCAAAGCUGUCAAAGAUUUAUGCUAGGGGGUUGCUAAGUCUCAUUGCCAUAGAUGAGGCGCAUUGCAUCUCAACUUGGGGCCAUGAUUUCAGACCUAGCUAUCGUAAGCUUUCAUCUUUAAGAAGCCGCCUACCAGAUGUACCAGUAUUAGCUCUGACCGCCACUGCUGUUCCUAAGGUUCAGAAGGAUGUCGUAGAUUCCUUGCAGAUGCAAAAUCCAUUAAUACUGAAAUCUUCUUUUAAUCGUCCUAAUAUAUAUUAUGAAGUUAGAUACAAAAAUCUAUUGGAUGAUGCUUAUGCUGAUUUAUGUAAUACACUCAAAUCUAAGGGAGAUGUCUGUGCAAUAAUUUAUUGCCUUGAACGUUCAAUGUGUGAUGACUUGUCGGCUAAUCUAUCCCAAAGUGGCAUUUCCUGUGCUGCUUAUCAUGCAGGAUUGAAUAAUAAAAUGCGAACUUCUGUGUUAGAUGAUUGGAUUUCUUCCAAGAUAAAAGUUGUUGUUGCCACUGUUGCUUUUGGGUAUGGCAUUGAUAGAAAGGAUGUCAGAAUUGUGUGCCACUUCAAUAUUCCCAAGUCAAUGGAAGCAUUCUAUCAAGAGUCAGGCAGAGCAGGUCGUGAUCAAUUGCCUUCAACAAGUCUGUUGUACUAUGGGGUAGAUGAUCGCAAAAGAAUGGAAUUUAUAUUAAGCAACUCAGGGAGCAAGAAGUUACAGUCAUCAAAUUCACAAGAAGAAUCAUCCAGAGUGUCCCUGACUGCUUUCAAUCAGAUGGUUGAAUAUUGCGAAGGAUCUGGAUGUCGUAGAAAAAGAAUUCUCGAGAGUUUUGGAGAACAGGUAACUGCGUCACUAUGUGGAAAAACAUGUGAUUCCUGCAGACAUCCAAACUUAGUUGCCAGAUAUUUGGAGGAUCUCACAACUGCCUGUGCUCUACGGCAGAAAAAUGGUUCUUCUCGAGUUUUUAUCACCAGUUCCACUGAUGCAAUCAACGAAAAACAGUUAUCUGAAUUCUGGAAUCGGGAUGAGGAAGGAAGUGGAUCAGAGGAGGAUAUUUCUGACUCAGAUGAUGAGUUGUCAUUGGCAGAUGGUAAUGAGAUUGUCAACAACCUAACCAGGUCAAAGCGUCAUUCCAGAUUGGGAGUAAAUGAAAAGCUUUCUUUGUUACAACGGGCAGAAGAAAACUUCUAUCGAAACAAGAACACUGAUAAACAGAGCAUCAAAGUUGACAAGAAUGCUAUUUCCGAUACGAUGCGAGGAGCAAGCAGGCAAAGACUGCAGAAUGCUCUAAAUCAGGCUCAGCAACGGCUUGACGACUUCAAGAUUGAAAUGGAAACAUCAGCAUCUUUCCUCGAAGAUGAAUGCUACAAGAAAUAUGGCAAGGCUGGCAAGUCUUUCUAUUAUUCACAAGUGGCAAGUACUGUAAGGUGGCUGACGACUACAAGUUCUACCAAUCUGAUGAACCGACUUUGUGAAAUUAAUGCUUCCACAUCAAUGAAUGUCUUGUCUGAAACUGAACAUGCCCUCACACCACCACCUGCUUUAGAUCCUUGUGCAAAAGAAGAUACUGGCAAUGAACUCUCGGGCAAUGCUAGAUCAGAAACUUCCCCAGGUGUGCCAAUGGAAAGUUCUUUGAAUGCGAAGUUGCCACAAAUACCAUCCUUCUCUGAAUUCGUAAACAGUAGGAAAGCAAAGGGGGACCAAUCAAAUGACUCAAAAAAACAUUCAUCAAGAGUAGAAAAGAAGAUGAGGGUACAAUAAAUUGACUCUUUCGUAGGCUACUAUUAAUUUGUUUGAAUAUUAGUUGCAAUAUAUUGUCAAGUGCCAACUUUGGUUUUUGUAAAACAAAUAGCUCUCUAGUUUUCAAUCAUUUUCGUAUUGUUCAUAAAAAUAUGUAAAAAUUCCA
Messenger RNA from Gastrolobium bilobum, 2062 nucleotides. RefSeq names its product ATP-dependent DNA helicase Q-like 3. The record is from RefSeq and is a predicted model, not a curated record. Gene Ontology annotation, molecular function: 3'-5' DNA helicase activity; four-way junction helicase activity; ATP binding. Gene Ontology annotation, biological process: double-strand break repair via homologous recombination. The transcript has 15 exons. Gene Ontology annotation, cellular component: chromosome; cytoplasm. NCBI's taxonomy places the organism in Eukaryota, Viridiplantae, Streptophyta, Magnoliopsida, Fabales, Fabaceae. Bases 13 to 1917 code for a protein of 634 amino acids.